Molecule: messenger RNA, 3997 nt
Organism: Scomber scombrus (Atlantic mackerel)
Lineage: Eukaryota; Metazoa; Chordata; Actinopteri; Scombriformes; Scombridae
Gene: arhgap17b
Product: Rho GTPase activating protein 17b
Exons: 20
Coding region: 304-2736 (810 amino acids)
Biological process (GO): signal transduction; positive regulation of GTPase activity; regulation of Rac protein signal transduction
Cellular component (GO): cytosol; cytoplasm; intracellular anatomical structure
Molecular function (GO): GTPase activator activity; protein binding
Source: RefSeq, a predicted model, not a curated record
CCAGCCAGUUUAACAGGACUUCACGUAUUCGUGACAAUGGGGAUCCAGAGGACUGACAGAGGCCGAUUCAUCUGACUUCUCUGCCGUCUUUCUGGAGAGGAAGAGUGACGGCUGCUGUUACUGGGUUUAACCAGGAAAACCAUUCAGUUGUAGCGCACUAAAGUGGUCGGAGCGCAGCCCUAUCUGCCACAAUGGCUGCGACGUAGCGCAACUUUUGGAUCCGUGGUGGAUGAUCGACAGCACUCCGAGGUGCCGCUAACUUUUACAGACUUGUAGGAGACACCGAGUAGGAAAAUAAUAACCAUGAAGAAACAGUUUAAUCGCAUGAGGCAGCUUGCCAACCAGACAGUUGGAAGGGCUGAGAAAACAGAGGUGCUGAGUGAUGACCUCCUCCAGAUCGAGAGGCGGUUGGAGUUGGUGCGUUUAGUGUCACACAACGCACACAAGAAGAUGGUGUCCUGUCUGCAGGGUCAACUGGGCACAGACACUGAGAAGAGACAUAAAAAGCUGCCCCUGACGAUGCUGUCUCAGGCAAUGCAAGAGGGAGGCAGUCAGCUGGGGGAUGAGAGUCUGAUCGGCAAGAUGAUGGAGGUGUGUGGAGAUGCAGAGAACCGGUUAGCCAGCGAACUGAUGCAGCAUGAAAUGCAGAUUGAGAGAGACAUCUUGGAACCUCUCAACCAGCUGGCAGAGGUGGAUAUUCCAAAUAUACUAAAACAGAGGAAGCAACUUGCCAAACUGGUUCUGGACUAUGACUCGGCCAAGACGAGGUGGUACCAAGCAACAAAGUCCAGCAACCCGGCCAUGGCAGCUAAGGUUGACUCUCUCAAAGAUGAGAUGGACGAGGCUCUCAACAAAGUAGAAAUAUGCAAGGACCAGCUCUCUGCAGACUUGUACAACUAUUCCUCCAAAGAGGGAGAGUAUGCACAAUAUUAUGUCAUGUUAUUAGAGGCCCAGGCAGACUACCACAGGAGGUCUCUGGCAGCUUUGGAGGGGGCUAUACCCGCCAUCCAAUCACAGCAAGACUCCUGGAUGGAGAAGCCAGCGUUUGGCACGCUCCUGGAGGAGCACCUGAAGAGAAGUAACCGUGACAUCGCCCUGCCCAUAGAGGCCUGUGUCAUGAUGCUGCUGGAGACCGGCAUGAAGGAGGAGGGUCUCUUCAGAAUAGCUGCUGGAGCUUCAAAACUGAAAAAGCUGAAGGCGGCACUGGACUGUUCCACCUCACAGCUCGAAGAGUUCUACUCUGAUCCCCAUGCUGUCGCUGGAGCCCUGAAGUCGUACCUCAGGGAACUUCCUGAACCUCUAAUGACUUUUAGUCUGUAUGAUGAGUGGACAAAUGCCUCCAAUGUUUCUGACUCUGAUAAGAGGCUUCAGGCCUUAUGGGUGGUAUGUGACCGUAUGCCAAAGACUCACAAAGCCAACUUCAGGUAUCUGGUGAAGUUUCUGGCCAAACUGGCUCAGGACAGCGACGUUAAUAAGAUGACUCCCAGCAACAUCUCCAUAGUACUGGGACCCAACCUGCUUUGGGCAAAGACUGAGGGGACGCUGGCCGAGAUGGCGGCAGCUACAUCUGUCCAUGUGGUCGCCAUCAUCGAGCCCAUUAUCCAGCAUGCUGAUUGGUUCUUCCCUGAAGAGGUGGAUUUCAACGUGUCAGGCAUGUUUGCCUUGCCCUCUCACCCUGCAACCCCGGAGCCUGAACCCAACCUGGACAGGAAACGCCCUGGCAGCCUGGUGGGGCAGGACGGGGAGAGUCACACCCCCCGUAAAGACAGCACUGUUAACAAACAGCCGGAGCCCACCCCACGUAGGGCCAACACUGUAAAUAGAAAGCAGCCACAGCUAACCUCACCCACCUUCCAACCCCCACCGCCCCGUCUGGAAGCUACCCUGCCUGAGCCCCAGCCCCAGGCUCUGCACCCAGCUACAGAGGCUGAGCAGCCUGGCCUGAGUGGUGCUGGUGGUGCUGCUGGCAUUGGUGGUCUGGGUGGUGGGGUCCAUGUAGCCACAGUGCAACCUCAGAUUGUAGCCCAGCUCAGCGCAGAGGAGAGCAGCCCAGCCCGCGAGCUCAUGUCCACCCCGCCUCCCCAGAGGAACGGUUCAGCAGCCAAUCUUACAGUAGGAACCUCACACACUCAGGGUGGGUCCAGGGGGCCCAGUCCACAUAUGGUCCGCAGAGGCACCAAGAAGCAAGCCCCAGCCCCACCCAAACAGGCCAGCCCCUUCGCAUCCCAGUUUGGUACCCAGACACCCGGGUCCCCUCAUCACCCGCCCAUCACUCCUCGACGUUACACUGUCAAAGAGAACCCCAUCCACGCCCCGAGCCACCCACCCCCGCAGCCUCCUCAAGCCCACCAGGCUCAGGGGGAGUCAGAGCCCUCUCCCCCCAGCACUCCAACCCCUCCAGACACUCCACCUCAUGAUGGACCGCAUUCCACCCCGCUGCCUGCCUCCCAUUAUGGAUCUCUCCCUCGCCCCGCCAGGCCAGCUCCCAAGCCACGGCCCCGACCCAGCAUGCCACCUCCCCCACAACCUGCAGCAAAUGAUAAUGGUAAUGGCAUCUGCAGCUCCGCUUCCAAGAUCAUAACAGACGGAGGCCUGGUCUUUAAGGGGAUUGGACGAGCCCUCAUCCCUGAGGUGAUUGUGGACCAACAAGAGGAGAGCUCUGCUGGUCAAGAGCCCGCUGCCACCGAAGACCCGCCCCUAGUCCCUCAGAUCCGGACAGAGAGCACCGCUCUGUGAAAAACGAGGGAUUAAUCGCUGUCAUCGAAAAACCUCCAUCAUUCAGCCGAUUUGAAUGUUUUGUAUCCAAUAUCAGGCAGGUAACUCAAAAGCAACGGAUAAUCUCGAUAUUUCCACCCUCAAACUCACAUAUCUGGAAAAAAAUGGCUGCAUUCUCUUCUGCUACACUGAGACUCAAGCUAGAAACCUCAUCUUGCAGUGGUGGUAUUAACCACAAAAUCCCUUUUCCAGCUAUCACUUUCCAUUUCAGACUUCACAUCGAACUGUCUUUGCUCUACAUUUUGAGUAUUUUGAGAUUGGACUGCAGAGGCUUGCAAGACUCAAACAUAUAACCUGAACCAUUUAACAGCUGAAGUCAGUUGUCACAUGCUUCUUUUCCAAAUCUUACUAUCAAUACUAUAAAUUCAAUAAUAUGAAUGUUUUUUGGACAGAAAUCUGUGAAUCCGGCACCAGGUCUGACUGCAUAGACCUAAUAACUAGUUAGUUGUUUUUUUGUUUUUUUAAUUCAGCAGCACAGUAUGUGUUGUGUUAGCCAGCAACUCUUGAUCUAUUUAUCUUGAAACACAAUCACAUUCUGGCAUUUUUCAUUUUCUAAUAUUACAGUUUCAACUAGCCAAAUGGCCAGCACACUUCAGCACCACACUGUAAAUGACCAAAGAAGGCUAUAGGCCAAAGGAAAUUAAAUUCAAAUUUACUGCUGCUUGGCUUAUACAAUGGUUUUUAAUGACCAAAUAUUUUGGCAAGAGUGCAAUAUAAAAAGCAGUAGUUUUCCAGUGGUGUCAUCUCCACAGCACAUACACACUCAUUUUUGGUAUUCCAGGCAAUUUCUUUUUACUUCAUGGUAUUUAAUAAUCUGGUGGAGUUCAGUAGAAUUACAUUUGCAUUUUAUUUUAUUUCAACCUGACCUGAUUUACCAAACUCAAAAUAGCUUUAAUGUACAAGAUUACUUUUUAUUAUCAAAAGGGAUUUGUUUUCUCACAUACUUGUUGUAAUUUUUGAAAAAUAUUUUUAAUACAUAUUGUAGCUCAUAAAUGAUCACUCCCACUCAAGCAUAAAGCUAUGACCAAAUAUAGCCAAAUAGUUAAAUUCUCUUUUGUGUAUAAUUUUUACAACGGCUGACGCUGACAAUCUUUACCUUGUUGGGGUAUUUUUUCAGCUCUUUGAUGAUGUUUUUUUGUAUUUCUUUGCAGCAUUUGUAUGGUGGUUUUUCUGCACAUUUUGCAUCAUUACUCUUGAUGAUUAAAGAUUGUUCAGCAUUUUA